Molecule: messenger RNA, 2561 nt
Organism: Hemicordylus capensis (graceful crag lizard)
Lineage: Eukaryota; Metazoa; Chordata; Lepidosauria; Squamata; Cordylidae
Gene: PRPSAP2
Product: phosphoribosyl pyrophosphate synthetase associated protein 2
Exons: 12
Coding region: 508-1617 (369 amino acids)
Biological process (GO): 5-phosphoribose 1-diphosphate biosynthetic process; purine nucleotide biosynthetic process
Cellular component (GO): cytoplasm; ribose phosphate diphosphokinase complex
Molecular function (GO): magnesium ion binding; ribose phosphate diphosphokinase activity
Source: RefSeq, a predicted model, not a curated record
GUCAGCAGGGGAGUAGUUCACCGCCGCCAGGGCGCGGCAGCUCUCCCCGCCGACUGCGUGGCCGGCCAUCUCGCAGGCAUCGCGGCAGCCCUGGGGCUCUCUGGCGGCGCCCCCUUGGCUCGCCCGGCCGAGCUGCCCCUGCCCAGCCAGCUGCACAUUCACACACACACAGAAACAUGUACCCGCCUGGCAGGCACCCCAGGAGGAAGGCCCGGACAGGGGCUCCUCGCCUGAUUGACUGAGUCAAGCCAGUGCCGACUCCUCGCGACCCCAACCCAGAGAGUCCUUCUCUCCAGGGCGGCCUGCCUGCCUGCCACUGGGCCUUGGAUGCCUCUCAGGGGCCCGUCGCACAGGUAAAAAGCUUCGUGUCAAAGGAUGCUCUCAGCUGCCUUGCCACAAGGAAACAAAGUUCAAGACUGCCGUAGUGCUCUGUGCCAAUUUUUCUGAGCUCCUUCAUCGGUCUCACCCUUAUUUCACUUUAAAAGAGGGAAGACAAAGCAAGGUUUGAUGUUUUGUGUGGCACCUGACGGAACAGGUCCCAUCAUGAAUGUGACGAAGGGCGGGCUGGUGCUGUUCUCGGCCAAUUCCAAUCCAUCCUGCAUGGAACUAUCCAAGAGAAUUGCUGAGCGCCUGGGAGUGGAGAUGGGCAAAGUUCAGGUUUACCAGGAGCCAAACAGAGAAACCAGGGUGCAGAUUCAAGAGUCUGUAAGAGGAAAAGACGUCUUUAUCAUCCAGACCGUUUCAAAGGAUGUGAAUACGACCGUCAUGGAACUCCUGAUCAUGGUAUAUGCCUGCAAAACGUCUUGUGCCAAAAGCAUUAUUGGCGUGGUCCCCUACUUCCCCUACAGCAAGCAGUGCAAGAUGAGGAAAAGGGGCUCCAUCGUCUCCAAACUGCUGGCAUCGAUGAUGUGCAAGGCUGGUCUAACUCAUCUGAUCACCAUGGAUUUGCAUCAAAAAGAAAUCCAAGGGUUCUUCAAUGUCCCAGUCGACAACCUGAGAGCAUCUCCAUUCCUACUACAGUACAUCCAAGAAGAGAUUCCAGACUAUAGGAAUGCUGUGAUUGUGGCCAAAUCUCCUGCGUCUGCAAAGAGGGCGCAAUCCUUUGCCGAGCGCUUGAGGCUGGGGAUUGCUGUGAUACACGGAGAGGCUCAAGAUGCAGAGUCUGACUUGGUGGAUGGCCGGCACUCCCCUCCAACCGCCAAGAGCGUCGCUGCCAUUCAUCCCAGCUUAGAGAUUCCCAUGCUGAUUCCAAAAGAGAAACCUCCCAUCACAGUUGUUGGAGAUGUAGGCGGAAGGAUAGCCAUCAUCGUGGAUGACAUCAUAGAUGACGUCGACAGCUUCCUUGCCGCUGCCGAGACACUCAAAGAAAGAGGCGCCUACAAGAUUUUUGUAAUGGCCACCCACGGGCUCCUUUCCUCGGAUGCUCCCAGGUUGAUAGAGGAGUCUGCAAUCGAUGAGGUGGUGGUCACCAACACGAUUCCUCACGAGAUACAAAAACUCCAGUGCCCCAAAAUUAAGACUGUGGAUAUUAGCAUGAUCCUCUCAGAAGCCAUCCGCCGAAUCCACAAUGGGGAGUCGAUGUCAUACCUUUUCAGGAAUAUAGGCUUGGAUGAUUGAUCCCUCCUUCCAGGCUUUAAACGAUGAUAAUUUCAGGGGCCAAACUGGACAUGUACAGAAAUGUGAAGCGUUUGUGGCUUAAACUUUGUAUUUCGAUGGAACCCAUUACUGUUUAGUUGCUUCCCUCCCCACCUCGCUGCCCCCACAGUGGUUUAAAUUUAGUAGAUGAAAUUUCCAGAGCUAUUUUUUCUUUGCCAUUUUUUGAGAAAAAUUGACUUUAACAAAAAGAACAAAAAAAAAAUUGAAAAAAAUUCUUGUUGUCAUUAGGCUAGCUGCAUUCUUUAUUAAUGGUGGAAUCCUCUGGGAAGUUCUCCUCCUGCACAAGUCUUGUAUGAAAGAAACUGUAGUUUACACUCCAGCUGCACGGUCUUGGAAGAACAGCUUUGUCUCCCGGGGCUGAUUCCAUCGGUGGAUUAGCUCUUUGGGUCAGAUGCUUAGGCCCCUCUCAUAAAUACUUGUUUUUUCUAGAUCUCCAUCUGCCUGUAAACGGGGGGGUUCCCAGCCUGGGGUAAAACUUGCUUGUAAGUGAAAACUAGCCCUGCGUCCUGUGGAACUCCUCAACCACAAAAGCAAAUGAGGCCUUCUGCCUUGCUCUUGAGCAACUGCUGUUCAUUUCAGGGAGGCUGGCACAAGAGAAUUUCCCAGAGGAUUGGGCCCUAAGAAUACAACUCGCGCACACAGAAGGUUGAAGAUCGUGACUCUUUCACGUGACAUUCCUGUUUUCCAGAACAGCUUGCUUACAAGUGCUUUAAAGGGUUAAUUUAAAAAAAAUGUAGCUACUGUAUAAAAUUUGCAUCUGAGAAGCCAAAAAAGAAAAAGUUGCACUGUUGUACGCAGUUCAGUGACAUUUUUUUUGUAGAAGUGCUUUUAUAGGAAAAGCAUAUGAAAUAUGCACCGGUAUUUAUUUUCUGCCGCAAGAAUAAAAGGUUUUUGUUUUUGUGUGA